AAAAAGUGUUCUGAAGACUGGAAGCUUGUGCGAACUGCUUCGUUCUCCAGAGGAGGACAACUGAGUUUCACUAACUUGGACUUGCCACUGCCCGACCACUUCCAGGCUUCAUUUGGGUUUCAGACCUUUCAACCCAGUGGUGUGUUAUUAAAUCACCAGACACGGACAAGUAGCCUGCAGGUCACUCUGGAAGAUGGUCACAUUGAAUUGAGCACCCGGGACAAUGGCAGCCCGAUUUUCAAAUCUCCACAGAUAUACAUGGAUGGCUUACUGCACUAUGUAUCUGUAAUAAGCGACAACUCAGGCCUCCGGCUUCUCGUGGAUGACCAGCCUCUGAGAAGGAACCAAAGACUACAAGGCUUUUCAAAUUCCCAGCAAUCUCUCCGCCUGGGCGGGAGUUAUUUUGAGGGUUGUAUCAGCAAUGUUUUUGUCCACAGGUUAUCACAGAGUCCUCAAGUCCUAGACCUGGCCAGUAAAUCUACCAAGAGAGAUGUGUCCCUGGGAGGAUGCAGUUUAAACAAACCACCUUUUCUGAUGCUACUUAAAGGUUCUACAAGGUUCAACAAGGCUAAGACUUUCAAUAUCAACCAGCUGCUCCAGGAUGCACCAGUGGCCUCCCUGAAGAGCACAAAGGUAUGGCAAGAUGUGAAGUCCUGUCUGCCACCUCUUAGGGCCCAGGCCAGUCAAGGAGCCCUUCAGUUUGGGGACAGUCCCACCAGCCACUUGCUAUUCAAGCUUCCCCAGGAGCUGCUAAAAUCCAGGUCACAGUUUGCUGUGGACAUGCAGACAACGUCCUCCAGAGGGCUCGUGUUUCACAUGGGCACCAAGAACUCCUUCAUGGCUCUUUAUCUUUCAAAGGGACACCUCAUCUUUGCUUUGGGGGCAGAAGGGAAGAAACUGAGGCUCAGGAGCAAAGAGAAAUACAAUGAUGGGAAGUGGCACACGGUGGUGUUCGGGCAAGAUGGAGGAAAGGGGCGCCUGGCUGUGGAUGGGCUGAGGGCCCUGGAGGGCAGCUUAUCUGGAAAUUCCACCAUCAACACCGCAGUGCAAGUUUAUCUGGGAUCAUCACUAUCAGGGAAACCAAAGAGCCUUCCCCAAAACAGCUUUGUGGGAUGCCUGAAGAACUUCAAGCUGGAUCUAAAACCCUUGGAUUCCCCUUCUGAAAGCUUUGGGGUAUCUCCCUGCUUGGGUGGCUCUUUGGAAAAAGGCAUUUACUUCUCCCAAGGAGGAGGUCAUGUCAUUCUGGCUAAUUCUGUAUUGUUGAGUCCAGAAUUUAAGCUUGUUUUUAGCAUUCGCCCAAGAAGUCUUACUGGGAUCCUAAUACACAUCGGAAGUCAAUCUGGACAGCACUUAAAUGUUUAUAUGGAAGCAGGAAAGGUCACAGUGUCUGUGGACAGUGGGACAGGUGGAACCUUGACAUCAGUCACACCAAAGCAGUCUCUUUGUGAUGGACAGUGGCACUCAGUGGCAGUCACCAUCAAACAACACAUCCUGCACUUGCAACUGGACACAGACAACAGUUACACAGCUGGCCAGCUUACCUUUCUACCUAACAGCACCCAGGGGUUGCUACACAUUGGAGGUGUCCCAGCCAACUUAAAGACACUGGCAGUCCCUGUGUGGAGAUCAUUUUUUGGCUGUUUGAAGAAUAUUCAAGUCAAUCACAUCCCUGUCCCUGUCACUGAAGCCAUGGAAGUCCAGGGAUCUGUCAGUCUAAAUGGGUGUCCUGACCACUAA
Messenger RNA from Castor canadensis (American beaver), 1737 nucleotides. The record is from RefSeq and is a predicted model, not a curated record. NCBI's taxonomy places the organism in Eukaryota, Metazoa, Chordata, Mammalia, Rodentia, Castoridae.